AGGCGCAGCCGGGGCAGCUAAAAAGGUCCUUCCUCACUGUGAGCGUCCAUGCUGCUUGAUACAUGUGAGAGAUUCCUAAUUUCCUACACAGCAAACCUUGUGAGUAUAUAUACACAGUAUACACCUCCCAUAUACCCUCACUGACACAGCACACAGGCAUACAUACAGACACCCCCACAGGAUUUAUUGAGGGACCAGGGGGGAGGGGGGGCUAGUCUCUAAACAGUGAAUUGUAAAAUAUACAGGUUUAUUUACUAAAGUGAGAAUUCAAAGCGAAUUUCUAAUUAAAGGUAAAGUUGGCCAAACUGCACAAGCCCUCUAAGUCAGCUCUGCUUUCAGUUCUGAUACUAUGGCCUUAAAUUUGAAAUUCACUUUAAUGUGUCACUGUAGUGAAUAGCCAGCAAGCAGCUACGUAUCCGUAGUCGAGGAGGGGAGUGGUGUCUCAGAAGCGGGGUCAGCAGUCAAACCGUUUGUGUACGUUUUGAUUGCGGUCAUUAGAAGCGCCAGGGCUUUUUGGGCACAAUAACCGCUACAGCGCACUGCCAUCGUUAUAAUGAUAGGAGUUUUCCUUUAGUUUUGUUUUUCAGACAUUUGUUUAGUGUAAUGGGAUAAAUAAACAGAAUGUAAAAGAUUUGGGGAAAUUAUAGUUCCUCAUUAACCACUGUAACCGUAGGAAUACAUAUCUGUAUUCCUAACACUACAGUCUUUGUGUGCCUACUUAGUUCAGUCACCCUGUGUUAAAAAUAUUUAACAAAUAAAAAUAAGUCACCUUCUUUCCAGCGCCCUGUAUCCCUCAACACUGCCUCCUCCCCGUGUGAUGACAGUCAAAUCCAAUGCUUCUCCUAUUGGUUACCAUAAGUGCAUGCAUGGCACUCUCUGCGAUGUCUAUAUUUCUGCCAUAGAGAAUUAUUGAAUACAUUGACUCUCUAUGGCAUACUGUGAUGGCACUGUGCAUAUGUGCAAGAUGUCACGGUAUGAGAGCCAGAAAGUAAGUGCUGGCUAUCAUAUCUGAAGGGCUUGGAGGUGUGGCUUGAAGCUGUGUUUCCAAGUCCAAUUAUUAAAAUAAAGAGUUUUGAGGGUAGGACUGAAGGCACUAUAUAAACUUUAGUUAAAAUUCAGUUUUUAUAAUGCCUGUAAUGUUCCUUUAAGCAAUGUGAACAGGUGACAUCAAUAAGCUCCCCACCAUAAAAACGUAUAGAUUUGAUCCCAAUGGUCCCUGUUAUUCUGUUACAGCUGGAGUGUAACAGGCCUAAAACGGAAUUGAAGAGUUGAUCAUAGCACCAUGAUCACUCCAGGGAUUUGAAGUGGUCAUGGUGCUUUCAUUACAUUGGAACGGUUCCAGAGUACUCCUAUCAUAAUAUUUACCAAAGUAAACCUUAAAGUAUCUUAAACUUUUUCAGAGAGAGGAAAAAGAAUGUCCCCACCCAGGCAGCUUAUUGUUCUGAUUCGUGUAAAAAUACUUUUUUCUUUCUUUCAGUACUACAAUAAUAAACUGUUUACAUUUACAUACUGGAAUAAAUAAUUUAUUUUAUUCACUCUACAAAAAAAAAAAAAAAAAUAGUAGACACACAUAUACCCUUCUCCACUCAUGCAUUUACCUGUUUCCCCCCUCUCUUUCUUUCCCCUUUGCUCCCAAUGAAAUCUCUGUCAUUUACUUUUAUAUUUUCUGUUCAGUGUUGAUAAUAUUCUGCCAGAGAAUUGUGUCAUAAUGCAGAGGAAGAAGAUUGAUAAUCGCAUCCGGGUGCUCAUCGAGAAUGGCGUCAGUGAAAAACACAGGAACUUGUUUGUGAUUGUUGGAGACCAUGGAAAAGAUCAGGUGAGGAAACACAACACAGGAGCUCGAUACAUAUUGAAUGUCAUGUGUGAGGAUUUAACAUUGUGACACUGCAGACCAUGAAAAGUUCUAAAAAUCUGGAGAAAUCAUCAGUGGUUUGUUUGUUUGCUUUUGUUUAGUUUUCAUUUGCUUCCAUGGUGACUACUCUACUCUAUUUUUGGAAUCUUGCAAUAUUUUUCUUUAUGCUUAAAGGUCAACUGUCACCUCAAAACUAAUUUUUAAAGGGAUUCUUUAGUGUCAUGAAAAUAUUUUUUUUUUUUCUGGCACUAUAGACCCCUACAGUGACCCCCUCCAGCAAUGCUGAUGGGGUUAAACCCCUUAGGUCACUUACAUGAAUCUAGCGUCAAUGUCCUGAGUGCUGGGUCAGGCUCUGCCCACGAUCCUCCCCGUGCCGAGUGACACGGGAAGACCACAGAAACUGUCAGAUUAAAACACAUUUGGACCUAAGGUGUACAGAUGCUCCUCACUUACCGACCUGGUCGUAAAAUGAAUUGGUUGGUGAGGCGCAUGCGCACCAGUGCAGGUCUAUAUUCGGGGAAAUUUCUCUGAACGUAUACAUACGCACCAGAGCAGGGAAUCCCUCUAAUCUAUGUGCGGGGAAAAUUCCCUAAACAUAGACCAGCUCUCUAAUGUGGGGAAUCCCUUGAAUCCUCACGCUAGAGAGCUGGUAGUAAGCGUAAGCCGUCGCAAAAUGAAGACCACCUGUAUAUGGCUGGAGGAUCCUGUCGUACACUAAAGGUAGGGAUGAGUUUUUCUUGUGUAUAUAAUUUAAACUAUUUCCUUUCAAAACUUUAUGAAAUGAUCAUUUAUAUUAAAAGUGAGGCGACUGUUGUCCUUUAACUGUCACUGUUUCUAACAGGCAACUGUGUUUUUGCAAUAAUCAUUUAUAGGCUCACAAUGGGCGACCUGUGGAAAUGAAACUUUGUUGCUAUUUUCAUGAGAGAUUUCACAGGCUACCUUUUGUGGUAGUGGUGUUGUGUUAUCUAUUGAUAUCUAAAAUACUUGUUAUUCAGAAUAUGCCACUUCACGGUUAUGUCGUUUUGUUUUUCCUGUUAUGUGACCAUUGUUACCAUUUGAUAUACCACAGUGAUUAUGGGAUGUUAUUUCUGUUUGUGUAUCAACUCUUAAACAGACUUUCAGUCACAAAUAAAACUAGUUAUUAAACUGUGUCCGAUCCCCAGUUUCCAUUUUAGCAUCAUACGAAAGGCAGAUCACUUUUCUGAAGAAAAAAAAAAAAAAAAGGUCUGGAAAUGCUUAUUACUUGUGAGCUGAAUGUGAUAAAUGCAUUCUAUUGAUAAUUCAUACAAAAAGAUACAUUAUAAACAUGGCAUGUUUGAAGGCUCCACUUCUGCUGUAAAUACCAUGGCUUAAUGCAACAAGCUCUGCCCAUAACUGUAAGUGGUUAAAGUAAUUGGACGGUUCCAGCGUAUUUUGAUGGGAUGUGGAUAUAUAACUUACAGAGACAUUCUCAGCACCAUGACCACUGUAUUCAUUGUAGGAGUUAUGGUACAAGCAGAUUCAGACAUUGUCCAUUGAUUCUAUGUCAAAAAAAAAUUUCUAGCACAAACUUAAGGUCUCCCGGCUGCCCAUGACUUGUCUUUCACUUAUCACAUUGUCAAUGCAGAAGUUACACGUCCACAUUAGCAAAGUCCAUUUCAUCCAAAUUUUAAAUGGCAUUAAUUGUGUUCAAGCAUCAGCUGAGGCACUCAGUCUGUACGAUCCCCUUGGCUUGGUUGGUUUGCAUUUGUUCUCGCUGUGGAAAGAACGUAAGAUUCAUCCUAAUGGAAUUCUUGGACAUCUUGCUGUGUAGAACCCCCAGUAUUUUGUUCAAAAUUGCGGAGAUGGGAUUAUUCUGCAUAUGGAUUAUUUGUUAUUAAAUGGACACUAUUGAGUCACCCAUACCACUUCAGCUUAAUGGUGUGGUCUGGGUCCCAGGUCCCCCAGGUUUUAACCCUUCAGAUGUAAACAUAGUUUCAGAGAAACUGCUAUGUUUACAUUGCAGGGUUAAUCCAGCCUCUGGUGGCUGUCUUUCUGACAACCGCUAGAGGCGCUUCUGCAACGCUGGGUGCGAAAAUCGCAUUCAACGUGCAGAAUGUCCAUAGGAAAGCAUUGAGAAAUUGUUUGAAUGCCGUGCAUGCGCAUUCCGCUCCACCCAGAACCAGACGUCGGCAUGGGAGGAGAGGUCACCAGCGCUGGAUAAAGGUAAGUGGCUGAAGGGGUUUUAACCUGAGGGUGGGGUGUACCUAAGAGUUAUAUAAUGUCAGGAAAAUGAGUUUGUUUUCCUGACACUAUAGUGAUCCUUUAAUUAUAUUUUCGAUUACUUCUUGAUCUCUUUGGAAUUGGUGAUAUUAAUGACAGAUGAACCUUCAUUGUUUUAAAACUCUCUCGUCAGGUGGUCAUUCUCCAUCACAUGCUGUCUAAAGCCACCAUUCGUGCUCGUCCGUCCGUACUUUGGUGUUACAAGAAAGAACUGGGCUUCAGCAGGUAACUAUUCACUUAGUAUCUUUUUUUAUUACCAACUGAUAAUGCUCAGGAGUUGUUAGAAUAGAUGGAGCUGGAACCAGUCUCUCUAGUGUUUCUAACUGAUUUUCCACAUUUUGUAGUCACCGAAAGAAACAGAUGAGAAAGCUUCAGAAGAGGAUAAAAAGUGGUUUGCUCAACGUGAAGGAAGAUGACCCUUUUGAGCUCUUCAUUGCAUCCACCAACAUCCGUUAUUGUUACUACAAUGAGACCCAUAAAAUUCUGGGAAAUACAUAUGGCAUGUGCGUCCUACAGGUGAGCAUGAAAUUCUGGAGCAUGUAAUAGAUCACCUGGAUUGCAAGGAAUGGGGCUUUGCAAGGUCAGCGCAUGCAAGAGACAGCUCAACUAAUAUUCUGCUUUGUGUUCGUAUUCGGUGCUGGUAAGUGGGAGCCUUCCUAAUGUCAUUAAGAGAGGACUGUAGUUUCAGGUGGAUCCACAAGUUCCUAAGUAAUGUAGAUCACAGCAAUAUUUCUAUAAUUUGUGUCUGAUUAUUCUUCUAGUCUAAAAACAAACAGGGCAAACAAAGUCAGUUUACUGGUUUAGAUCUGUCUUACAUGGUUAUGUUUUUGAUUAAUUCUACUGUUUUGUGGCUAUUGAUACAUCCUGAAAGAAUAAGAAAUAGGGAGGAAAGCUCUGUGUAAGGUAAUUAAAGGGACACUCUAAGCACACCUUAAGGUAAGAAUCCAUUGUUUGUAACCAAUUUGGCACUUACCUGUGUCUCGUGUGUGUGCCCCUCUUCAGAUAUCAUUUAAGCAGAAAUUCCUUCUUCCACAUUCAUAUCAAUUCUGUUUGUGUUUUUUGACGGAGAGCAUGAGCGGACUCUCUCGUCCAGUGAAUUCUAUCCAAAUUUAGUCCUUCUGCUCUGCAAAUAAAUAUGGGUUGCACCAGUGGACCCUUAUAACUAAGUGGCGAUUGUCAAAUUGUAUAAAAAUGGGUUGACUCGUACCUAGGUGAUGGCGCUAGAGGACUCCUGGCAUCGUAACCACUACAGCACAAUAUUUAUUUAGUUUUCGUUUUGUGAUUAGGACAAAACACGUCAGUCAGUGCUUGUCUGUUUUAUGUACAUCCCUUGCAUAGUUACCUUUUAUUUUACAUGUAAAACCUAAAUAAAACAAAAAUUGUUAAAUUUUAUAUUAAAUGAAACAGAAACUUCAAAGUUGUCAGCUAAACUACUAACCUGCUAAUGGUUCCUUUUUAGUUUAUUUAUUGUAUUGAAAGUAAACCGUAUCUGGCCUUUCUUACAUAAAUGUUUUUCAUAAAUCCAGUUUGUUGCUUGUAUUUAACAUGCACUUGGUAUGUAAUAUCCAGUUAAGGUUGUAAUUCAUUUAUAUGGCAAUUCUCAUGCUCCGUCUGAACCGGUGGUGCAUGCUGCAAGAGUAGUAAUGGAAAAAGCAAAAAAAAUAUAAAAAAAUUAACUUCAAGUAUUAUGAAAGUGUUUCAAGUAUAGAAAAUUAGGAUUCUUCAACGGCCUUUACUUCCCAUUGCUGGAACUAAUUACGUAGACUAUGACGUCUGUACUGUGAAUGCUCUUUGAAUAAAUUUGGGCAGCAAUAGUGUGCCCCUAUAACUAAUCUGCACUUUGUGGAUGGAUAUUUUGGGUUGCUAUAUUUUGUUUGCGGUUGGGGCUAUUGGUAUUGUGCUAUACCACACUUCUACAUCAUAGUUUUAAAAUAGUAGAUGCAUAGGGGCACAGUCUGUGUUGGUCUGUGCAAUUGUACCCAUAGUUUAUUCACCAGGUGUGUGUGUUUGUUCUUUUUUUUUUUUGCUCUAUUGUCAGGAUUUUGAGGCGCUGACUCCCAAUUUACUGGCUCGGACGGUAGAGACAGUAGAAGGUGGGGGGAUUGUAGUGAUUCUCCUUCGCACAAUGAGUUCUUUGAAGCAGCUGUACACAAUGACUAUGGUAAGUAUGGAGAGAGAGCGCAGAACAAUAUGUUGCACACCUGUGUGUAAAUUAUUGAGUUAAUGAUGUUCUAUGUUCGCGUAAAAAAAAAAAAAAAAAUGUAUGUCUAUUUGCGUGCAGUUCAAAGCAACAAGAGAUCUGUGCUGUUAAAAUGAAUAUAUAUAUAAAAAAUUAUUUUUUUUUUUUCUCCCCUCCAUUAAUCUAUCAAUAGGAAUUAUUAGCUCUAGUGAAUUUCUUUUCUAAAAAUCUCUGUUCUGUUUUUCAGGAUGUCCACUCAAGAUACAGGACAGAGGCACAUCAAGAUGUGGUGGGGAGAUUCAAUGAGAGGUACAUGUCCAUUUUUUUUAUUUUUUUUAUUUUGUAAUUAGAAAAAAAAAAAAAAAAUAUAUAUAUAUAUAUAUAUAUAUAUAUAUAUAUAUAUAUAUAUAUAUAUAUAUAUAUAUAUUUUUUUUUUUUAAAUGUGUCAUUUUUGUACUUCGUUUGUAUUUUGUGUUUGAUCAUUUACAUAAUCUCGUGUUCCAGUAGCAUUUCAUUUUUUUAUUUGAGCAAUCUCUCUUGCAAAUUAUGUCACAGCAGGCGAUAUGCCUACAGUUAGGCAUUUCUAGUCAUUUAUUGCCCUAUUUUAUUUAUGUUGAGUACUUAAUACGGGAAGAUAGGUCUGGUCUCAGCGUUUUGUGUAGCACAUACUAGGGUUCUUACCAUUAUCUCUAGACUGUAAGCUCAGAUGAAGAAAUAUUUCCACGCAUAGAUUAGAUCAGUGAAGAUUAAAAGAUCACUAUAGGGUCAGGAACACAAACAUGUAUUUUUUUUGUGGUGGCUUGCCUCCCUAUAAAAAGUUUAAAACUCACCUUAUUUCCAGUGCCGUGCAGGUCUGCCAGCGCUGGCUCCGCUCCCUUUGUAACAUAAUCGAAAUGGCCGAAUUUUCUUUUUUUUUUUUUUUUUUUUUUUGACAAUCCAAUGCUUUUCCUUAGGGAAAAUCGGCACGGGGCGAGCCAAAUGCAGUUUUGGCCAAUCAGGGACUACCUUAUAGAGAUGCAUUGAAUCAAUGCAUCUCUAUGAGGAAAAUUCAGCGUCCCCAUGCAGAGCACUGAGCCAGGAAGCCCCUCCAGUGGCCAUCUGAGGAGUGGCCACUUGAAGGUGUCCCUAAGGACAAUGUAAACACUUCCUUUUCUCUGACAAGGCAGUGUUUACAUGAAAAAAGCUUGAAGGUAGCUAUUAUAGUCACCAGAAAACUACAUUAAGCUGUUGUUGUUCUGGUGACUAUAGUGUCCCUUUAAUUUAUCAUUCUUUGACUUCCAGCUUUAAUAACCAGUAAUCGUGCAGAUUUUGGGUGAUGUAGGGAUAUCUCCAGAACUUACUGCAAGCUCUAUAUCCAAGAGAGGGUUUAUUUGAGCAUAUUUGUUCUUUGUUUGUUUGUUAGGUUCAUUCUGUCUCUGUCAUCCUGUAAGAAUUGCAUGGUCAUUGAUGACCAACUCAACAUCCUCCCAGUAUCUAGCCAUAUCUCCAACAUCAAGCCAAUCCCACCCAAAACACAGGUAUGAUAGUCCCUUCAUUCCAUUUUGUUUGCUUGUAAUCAGGUGACUGUUAUAGAACAGCAUGCAAGUGUCACUCAUCCCUUGUCUUAAUAGCAAUUAUACAACGUACUGUGUUCUUUUAUUUAACCUUAUCCUUUACUCAACCAUAUUCCUCAUAGGAACAAACCCUGACCCCCGAAGAGCAGGAAUUACAAGAUGUAAAGCAGAGUCUUCAGGACACACAACCAGUGGGAGUCCUGGUCGAAAAUUGCAAAACACUGGACCAGGUGGGGAUUUCUUAGAAACACAGGCUUCUGUUACAUGUGACGUCUCUAGAAUAGAAUAUCUUCAUUUUAUUGGAGCCAGAUUAAAAUAACUAAGCUAUUUAUGAGAUGCCAUAUGAUUUGACAUAACUUUAAAUAAGAACAAAUCUCUAUAAUCCUCUCCAUUCACUCACCGGCCCCCUCCCUUUCUGUUUCUACCUCUUUAUAGGCCAAGGCGUUACUCAAGUUUAUUGAGGCUGUUUCUGAGAAAACUCUUCGUAGCACAGUAGCCAUGACAGCAGCUCGAGGACGGGGAAAAUCUGCUGCUCUGGGGUUGGCAAUAGCCGGCGCUGUGGCUUUUGGGUAAGAUUAGGAGAUGGACAUCAAGCUCAUUGUUAUUACAAUCCCAUUCAUACUUGUUUAAAACUUUUUCAUAUAUAUGCUAUUUGUCAGUUAUAUUAAAGAGAAAUGUGUGUACAGCAACAUCCAACGCUCAGCUUCCUUUUAAAAUAUGAACCUAUGUUAAGAAAGAGUACCCUUGCUUUAAAAAGACUCUUUCAAGAUAAAUGUCUUGCUAUAAUCUUUGCAUAUACACUGUUCUUUGUACAUAGUUCAUAUUAAAUUUCUUAAAGAAAAUCAUUUUUACAAACCUUUAAAAGUGUUUUCUGAAAUUUUAAUAUUUUGUCUUCCACCUUGAAAAAUAAACAUUACCUAUUUUUAAGUUGUCAGUUGAUAAGUUACUUUACAUUUGAAGGGUACAUUUUAGGAGUUAAACAAGUAAACAUCUUCUAAAUUCUGGGACUUUAUUGUUCAGUAAUUUCUAUCAACUCAGGUGAUUUGGAAGCAGUUCUUAUGUAAAUAAAUUGGGUUUGCUGCCCUGUCUAACAUCUUUGGGAGCUCCAGAAGAAGAAAAUAUUGUAAAUUUAAAAUAAAUGCAAUAAUUCAUGACACAUGAGCAGCUUGGACAGAAAUGAUUGCUAUUCCAGAUUUCUUUUAUAUCUUGUGUUUUUCUCUAUUAUUUUAAAGUUACUCAAACAUCUUUGUGACCUCACCAAGCCCUGAUAAUCUUCACACCCUCUUCGAGUUCAUCUUUAAAGGGUUUGAUGCUCUGCAGUACCAGGUGAGCCCGUGUGAUAUGGAAGUAUGUGACAUUGGCUCUUGGGGAGUUGGUUGGCAAUGGUCCUUGCUUGCUAAAAAUUUCCCUCCAUCUCUUGACUGUUGUAGGAACACUUGGAUUAUGAGAUUAUCCAGUCAUUGAAUCCAGAGUUUGAGAAGGCAGUGGUACGAGUAAAUGUGUUCAAGGAGCACAGACAGACUAUUCAGGUAAGGACAUAGCACCCAACUGGAGGCUAAUAAUCUUUUAAUUUCACCAUCUUCACUCUGCUUUGGAUAAGGAACUGCAUACAUUAAGGGUCUUGGGUUACAUGUGGGUGUCUCCCGAGUUGUACAGCUCUUGACAUUGCGCUUAUAGUUCAUAGUAUAUUCCUGACAUGAAGAACCUCUGACAAAAAAAAAAAUAAUAUCUUCAUCCACGCUGUAUGUAUUCUUGGAGCUUAUUACCUUCAUUGUUGUGCUUUUCCUUUCACAGUACAUCCACCCGGCCGAUGCCGUCAAGUUAGGCCAAGCAGAGCUGGUUGUAAUUGAUGAAGCUGCUGCAAUUCCUCUGCCCCUUGUGAAGAGUCUGAUGGGGCCCUACCUGGUCUUCAUGGCAUCAACCAUCAAUGGGUGAGAGUAACAAACCACCUUUUAGAAUCUGAUUUUGGGGGAAGAGAGCAUUGUUGCAAGGAUGAAUUUAGCAUUUUGGCUUUUGAUGAAUGCAUUAUCACUGUCACAUGCAGGCAUGCAUAGUAAAACCUAUUGAGUUUGUGGGUUCUUAUUGUCUAUAUGUCAGAUAUCCCAUAAUAUCCAUUCCUUAAAGGGACAUUCCAGACCUAGUGUGUACAUGGCUUUAUUUUUAUAAAGCGUUCUUUGUAGUAAUAUAAAUCCUUUUUUACCCUGGUGUCUAUCUGGCCCGUAUUUGUUUACAUAUCAGCUUACUCUCUUAUUGCCCAGGUAUGAAGGGACUGGCCGGUCUCUGUCCCUGAAGCUAAUUCAGCAGCUGCGGCAGCAAAGUGCAGACAGUCAGGUCGUUGUGUCUGCUGAAAACAAAUCCUCCACCAGCAACCGGCUGGCAUCAGGUUGGUUUCGUUAAGAGAACAAAAAGGGACUCUGGGAUUCUCUACUAUUUCCUUCAUUUCUACUGGGCACUCACUGAUAUAUUUUCUUCACCGUGACAGAUGCAGUGUUCCGUUUCUGGUUGCAGGUUCCCCGCUGUAGAAACCAUUAAAAAUACUUUUAUCUUUCUCUCUCUGGCUCCAGCUCGUACUCUGCAUGAAGUUUCUCUGCAGGAGUCCAUCCGUUAUGCUCCUGGAGAUCCCGUCGAGAAAUGGCUAAACGAUUUGCUGUGUUUGGACUGUCUGAACAUCACCCGAAUCAUCUCUGGCUGUCCGCUCCCAGAAACCUGCGACUUGUAUCCUUUCUCCAUUGGAAAUUGUAUCUGUGGGUUUUAUAAAAUUUUUAUAUUCCAUUAGAUUUGUAUUAUAUGUGCCGGUGUAACUGGUUUGUUCAGGAAAGUGCAUGAGAACAAAUUACCACUGCUUUGAAGUGGUCAUGGUACUUGGAGUCUGUACGUGCAGGGUCGCAGUAUAAAAUGUAAAUUGCUGCACAUACAGAGACCUUUAGUUUUGCUGUCUGAGGUGUAAGUUCAUGUACCACAGCAUAAUGUUAAAACUGUGCAUAAAAAAGUAAUCAGCAGGCAUAGCUUGCUGUCAGUUGGCGUCAUGGUUCCCCACCCUCCAUGCUGCUCUAGCCCCACCCUCUGCCCUCCUAUGUAACAUCCUCCCAAUGCAGUAAGGUGUAGUGAUGUCACAGAAAGAAGAUUUGGACUGCAGGGGGUGUGCCUGUGUCAGCAAGGGUUACCCUGAUUUUUGUUUGGAGUAACCCUCUAACAAUGUCUUGUUAUUGUUGGUGAGCCUUCAGGGGUCUUGUAAAUUUGCUAAAUCAACCCAUUCCAGGCCACCAUACUGGGUGAGAACAAACAUUUUGGGGCAAUUUCUAUAUUUGUAUGUGUACAUUUGCUGGCUAUUUUGCAUGUACAAUAUGUGGAUUAGUGCUAACUAAAGGUAAAGGAUAACUAUUUCUGUUUAAGAACUAAUAAAAUUUAAGUAAAGAUUUAAAAAAAAAAAAAUUUUUUUGUGUGUGUGUUAGUGCCACUUAGUGUACAUCUAUUGUGUUGCAGGCUCCAAUUUCUAGCACACUGUUGUGUAGCACACCUUUCUCCUUAUUGUAUGUCCCACUGUUACUCCUACGCUGUAUCCUUAACUCUCUAUACAGAUAUUAUGUGAAUCGGGACACAUUGUUUUGCUACCACAAAGCUUCCGAAUCAUUCCUCCAGAGACUAAUGGCUCUCUAUGUUGCUUCUCACUACAAAGUAAGGAAGUCCUGUGUACCCAGGCAAUUUUAUAUAAAAGAACUGUAAAAAUACGAUAUAAACACACACACAAAACGGCAUGCACUCACGGUCUUAGAUGAGGUUAAAAAUGUUUCUUUAUUGAAGUUAUUCCAUUAAAUUUUUUUUUUUUUUUAUUAUUAUUUUUUUUUAUGGAAUAACUUCAAUAAAGAAUUUUUUUUUUAUUUUUUUUUUUUUUAACCUCAUCUAAGAUCGUGAGUGCAAGCAGCUUUUUUUUUUUUCAUAUAUGUAUUUUUGACUAACUAUUGUGCACCCGGCAUUUUGUUAAUUAGUCUGUGUGCAAGGACUUUUUAUUUUUUUAUAUAUAUUUUAUUUUUAUUUAUUUUUUUAUGUCUGCUUUCUAAAAGUAUUUAUUUAACGUUAGCGUACUUCUCCUCCAAGAGAUGUUUUUUAAUACCAUAAAAAGAUUUACCAACAUUUUCCUUUUAUUUAUUUGUUCUAUGGUUUAUUACCCUUAUGUUAAACUUGCAGAAUUCACCAAAUGACCUCCAGAUGUUGUCUGAUGCCCCAGCUCAUCACCUCUUCUGCCUCCUCCCUCCGGUUCCUGCCACCCAGAAUUCCUUGCCUGAGGUUUUGGCUGUUGUUCAGGUAACAAUGUUAGUUUAAAUUCUAAUCCAAUUGCCAUUAUAUAUGAGGUUUUAAUAUGUUUGUAGCGCAACAGUGACCAGCUGAUGCUUGGGUCUUUUCUUAAUCCUCCUGUAGGUCUGUCUAGAGGGUGAAAUUUCCCGUCAGUCUGUCAUGAACAGUCUGUCCCGUGGUAAGAAGGCAUCAGGGGACCUGAUUCCAUGGACUGUCUCUGAGCAGGUGAGAAGCAUGUAUUCUCCGGACCUUGUAUCUUAUAUUUUGCAUUAUAAAAGGGGAAAAAUCCUGUCCUAAUUUCUUUAAUAUUGGACAGUCAGGGAUAGUGAACGUGUUUUGAUCUAUAUCUUAUAGAGAACCAUUUGCCGUUAUGGGCAGUGCCUGAUUUCUGAUAGGUACAGAGCAUGUUUUGAGUAUUCUUGUGGUUGCGUUUGAUCAGAGCUAAAGUUCUUCCACGUUGUUGAUCCCAAAUUUUUUCUUUCCAGUUCCAAGAUCCAGAUUUUGGAAGCCUCUCUGGAGGAAGAGUUGUGAGAAUAGCAGUCCACCCAGACUACCAAGGGGUAAUAAAUUACAUCUUUUUGUAGUGUCCUUGAUUACUUAACAUCUGACUUUUCCUAUAUUUAUUAAGAACCGAAAAUUUGUCUUGCUAGUUAUGAGUUCAUCUCACUUCACUUUGCAUCCUUGUUCUGUCUCCCUGCUUUUUCCAAGGUGCAUCACAUCCGUCUCGUUGUUGUCCAUUAGUCUCGGCACACACUGCUUCUUCUUCAUGCCUUUGCUAAUUUAAAUUGCCUGACCUUUGCCUCUCUCAUAUGUUUUCUAGAUGGGUUAUGGGAGCCGGGCUCUGCAGUUAUUGCAGAUGUACUAUGAGGGACAGUUUCCAUGUCUGGAAGAGAACGCGGCCCAGAAUCCUCAGGAGAUCACCUCCGUAAGCAGUGUGGUUAGUACUCUUAACACAUACAUGAUGAAAUGGUUUUAUUCCUUUUUAAACCCCAUGCUAUUUGUGUCUUAUGAAGACAUUUAAGACCUGCUUAUUCCCUCAGGCUGUGAGCUUAUUGGAAGAAUCAUUGACUCCACGAAAGAACCUGCCCCCACUUUUGCUCCGGCUCAGUGAAAGACCAGCAGAGAAGUUGGACUAUCUUGGUGUGUCCUACGGAUUAACCCCAAAACUGUUGAAGUAAAUAUCCCAAUGGGCUGCAUGCACCUGGCGAUUCUGGUAGUGUUUAGAAAAUUUGGUGACUUACAUUGUAAAUAAAUGCUGUGUCUCUGCAGGUUUUGGAAAAGAGCUGGGUUUGUUCCAGUUUACCUGCGCCAAACUCCAGUAAGUGAUUUAUUUUUUAUUUAAUUCUAUUUUCCCAUCUGAGAAUAGUUUGCGGAGGUGGUGCUUAACAAAUGAUGGUGAUUGGCUGUAUUUUUAAAUCUCUUCAAAUAAUUGGUGCAGAAAUCAAACCCAGAGGAGGAUUACACUUCUCUUAAAUGCCAAUAAAGAUGAUGUACGCAGGGGAUUCAGUGCAAAAUAUAUAUAUAUAUUUGUAUUUUUAUCUUGCUAUGCAGAUACGGGUGACAUUUAGGUCACAAGACAAUGCCCAGUAUGAGUUGACGGCAGUAUUAUUGUGUGGACUACACUACAGACCCUUCCAUUGAGUGUGCUGUGCAUCCAGUAUAAAUUAGUUUCCAUCAACUAAUUCCUACCUUUUUUUUUUUUUUUCCUCUAACUUGUUUUCUAACUGUUUUAUCGUUUUAUCUUCAGAAUGAUCUCACCGGCGAGCAUUCCUGCGUAAUGCUUAAGUGUCUGCAAGAGGAAGAUGAGUCGGAGCAGGAACCGUGGCUGACGGCAUUUUGGAAAGGUGAGUGUUCCAGGAGGGAUCACAGCAAUGUUAGAGGACAAGUAUAUAAGAACAUAUUGGAGAAGAGUUGAUGGAAUUGUAACCUGUUAAGGACCAAUGAUUAUAAUCCUGUACUUACUUUCUAGUUUUUAAAAGUACGCUCCAAGCUCCAUAACCACUACAGCUUACUGCAAUGGCUAUAGUGUUAUGAGACCGCGAAGACCCCCCUUUUAAAAUAAAAGUAGAACUUACACUUAUUUAGAAAUUACACGGAAGGGGUGUGUGUCUGUCUGUUUCUGUCUCUGUCUGUCUCAACAUUCUUAUUAGGUUCAAAAAGUAGACUAAAGUCUGAAUGCUCCGGCUAUAGAGCAUUGCUUUCACAGAUCACUGAAGUUAAAGGAACAUUAUGGUCACCAAAACAACUUUAGCUUAAUUAGAUCAUGUCUUCAGUCUCACUGCUUCAUUCACUGACAUUUAGGAGUUAAAUAACUUCUGUUUAUGAAGCCUGGCCACACCUCCCCUGGAUGUGACUGACACAGCCUGCAUGAAAACAAUGGUUUAAUUUCCAAUCAGAUAUAAGUUAAUUUAAAGGUUUUUAUCUCCUGCUCUGUAAAUUACAUUUUAAUUACAUUCAGGAGGCUCUUGCAGGUAGAAAUUCUAAAUUACACAGAAUUUGCAAUAAAGGAAGUGUAAACAUUAGAUGACUCUUUACAGGAAGUGUUUAGGAAGGCUGUGCAAGUCACAUGAAGGGAGGUGUGACUAGGGUUCAUAAACAAAGGGAUUUAACUCCUAAAUGGCAGACAAUUGAGUAGUGAGACUGUAGAGGCAUGUUUUAUACUCCAAAACUGCUUCAUUAAUCUUAAGUUAUUUUGGUGACUAUAGUGUCCCUUUUAAAGAGCAGGAGGGAAGCCAUAUGGGUUUCUGAUUAUGUGUUUCAAUAAGAAAUGACUUGCUGUAAAACUGUGCUGUGCAGCUAUUGGUGAAGUUCUGCCUUUCUUACUCUCUUGCUGUUGUUGUUUUACACAGAUUUUCGAAGACGUUUCCUGGCCCUUCUCUCGUAUCAGUUCUGUAACUUCCAACCAUCUUUGGCGUUGAAUGUUUUGCAGAACAGAAAUGUGAAGAAGGAAUCUCAGAGUGGUGAGUCUGUCUUUACUGCUGGUUGCUAGUUCUCCUGAACAGCAUUCUUCAUUGUUAACCUGUCACCCUGUACAAUCUCCACAUUUAACGGUCUGUUCAUUCUGCUCACUUAUAUUUAGUAAUCAGCCGCUCGGAGCUAGGGAUGGUCUUCACUCCGUAUGACUUGAAGCGACUGGAGAUGUACUCCCAAAACAUGGUGGAUUAUCACCUUAUCAUGGAUCUCAUCCCUACGGUCAGCCGUCUCUUCUUCUUGCAACAGCUUGGAGAGCUCCAUCUUUCUGCAGCUCAGUCCGUAAGUGUCUUUUUGAUGUAUCUUGCUAGUAUGUUUGUCCCUGGGAUGGUAAUGCUGAAAUGAGCAAGCCAAUUAAAGGGACAUUACGCUAUAUAACCAUUUCAUCUUACUAUAGUGGUUAUGGUGGAAUGAGUCUUUGAGUGCAUUCCCUUUGUUGUCUUUGGGGUUUGGUUUGUUUUUUCAAUUGUUAUUGGAACAUUGAGAGAAACUUAGGCUCUCCUGGCUUAUCUGCUGCCACCUCUGAUAUAUCUUCCUAUAAACUCCAACCAUGUGAUGUAUGUAUGUAUGCAACUGAAAGGGAUGCUCCACUCUCCCCUAGAUCUACCCCCCAAUGACAGCAUGCAUGCAUUUAAAGGAAAACUAUAGCUUUAUGAAUACAAAACAGCUGUCCCUCUGUGUAUUUCUGUAGAUUCUCCCACCACCGCCAUCUGGUGACUCAAAGGUUCAAACUGCAAUGUUUCACAUUACAGGGUUAAGGGGACAGGAGCACUGCACCCAGAUCGAUUUAGUGAGAUAAAGAGAUCUGGGUGCAUAUAGUGUUCCCCUAAUUAUGCAUUUUUAUUUUCUGUGAGGUACAUUUUGAAACCACUUUCAAAAGCUGCAGAUCUGUUUUCUGCUGCCUUUGCAAGCCUUCCCCUUCUUCCCAGUCCAGACUUUCUGCGGCUGUCCAAUAAAAGACUUCCCAAUGUAGCUCAGUGGGGCUCUUGGUAAUUGCUGCCUCUUGGUUAAGCUCCACUGAGCUAAACAACAAGGAAGGAACAGGACCGGCUGUUUGAUUUGCAGCCAGGGGAUUUAACAAGGUUAAUUUAUACAAGUUUACUUUGAAACCUGCACUUCUUCUAAAAUGAAAAAAAAUCAGGUCCCUUAACCCUGCAAAGGUAAUUAUAGCAGUUUUUAUAAAUUGCAAGUAUUACCUCUAUGGGUUAACUCCGUCUCUAUGAAUGAGGACCUGCAACUUCUAUGGAAUCCCCAUAGGAAAGCUGACGGCGGUAAAGUGGAUACGAACCAGUGCCCAGGGACAUGGUAAGUGACAGAAGGGGUCUUGACGCAGGGGGAAGCUAUACCUGUUUUCCUGGCACUUUAAUUUCCCUUUAAAGUGCCCUAGUUGUGUGGUGUGUUCCUUUAAACAGAAGAGUGACUUUUGUAUAAAUGUUGCAGCUGCAUCUUUGAAUUGCAGUAUGAGAUUAUCUAUAAACUUAUUUAUUUUAUUUUUUUAUAUCCAGUACUUCUAUAAUUUGUUUCCCCUUUUCUGUUAUAACUGCUAACAUAUAAUUUCUUAUAAUCUGCUCUUAUCCACACAGGCUCUGCUUCUGGGUAUUGGCCUACAGCACAAAACAGUGGAUCAACUGGAGAAGGAAAUUGACCUGCCUGGCAGUCAGUUAAUGGGUCUAUUUAACCGCGUCAUCCGUAAAAUGAUCCAGGUAAGUGGUCGGAGAGUUUAAUAUCUGGUGCAAAAAAGGGCUUGGGAGGGUUGUCCUAUGUUAUGUAUAUAUUGCUCUGGUUUUAUAGAGGAAUCCUUUAUAAAUCACUUUACUUAAUAGAAAAAUGAAUGUAAUGUAUGCAGGAUCAGAAAAAUCCCUUUUGAUGAUGAUCCUAGCAGGUCAUGCCUGAUUGGUUUAUAUAGAUUCUCCUGUUACGUUACUAACCUGGUACGAAGUUGAUCAUUUACCAGCCAGUGGUCCAAUUACCAGUUUACUCUGUGCGGUAGUUCAGAAUCCAUUAUGUUGGAUUGUUAUGGAAUUUAUAUCUUCCAUUUUCAAAGUUUAUGGCUUUUUUGGUUUUCUUUUUGUUGAGAGUAUUAACAUUUCGUGUGAUAAGCAGUUGUCUAAUGCAGCAUUAUUGAAUGAUUUGCCAGGGGAUAAUAGUGUCGCAAGAACUAGUAAACUUCACAGAACCGGGUAUUAAAUAAAGUUCUGUGUUGUAAGGGAUAAUAUGGCCAAGUAGUGAUAGGGAUGUAUUUAUUAAAAAAAAAACACUAAACCGUGAAUGUUGGUGAUUUGAAAACCUUAUUUAGGUCAAAGUGGGGAGAAAAAAAGCUUACUUACAGAAUUUUUCUAACACUAAUAUUCCUGCAAAAUUGUUGCAAAUUGGUUUUCAAUGCUCUUCGAAUUCAUUAUUUUAGUUUUUAAACCUUUCUCUAUAAAUACCCAUCAAGGCUUUCUUACUGCAAAUAUUUCUCGGAGUUAUUUUUAGGUAGUCCGGGGAGCCGAAUGGCACAGUGCUUAUGGAGCAAUUGCAUAGAUAUGUCUGUGAUUACCUGCUGAAGCAAAAUGGAUACCUUUUGGCGUUUAUUCAUAAAAUGUGCCCACACUCCAUGCCUUAUAAGCAGCUAAAUUGUAUCUUUUUGAUUCUCCCAAACUUUGCUAUAAAAUGUUCCUGAAGUUAUCCAGUUGGCAUACUAGUUUAAAUUUGGCUUUUAUAGAAAGCAGGUUGAUAUCUCCAUAUUCACUGUGGCUUUGUAACACUCAUUUUGUCCUUCUCCAGCUGUUUAACAGAAUCCAAGAGAGGGCCAUCGAAGACGAGAUGGGCACUGCCAAAGAGGUUGUCAUGGAACCCACAUUGAAAUCUCUUAAUGAGGAUUUGGUAAGUUGUUUUUUUUCCCAUGUAGGAUAUAGGUGGUUAUUUUAUGUGAUCUCUUCCACAUUCUGUGCUGACAUCAGACUUCAUUCACUGACUUUUUGCUCCCACAAUCAGGAGGAGGCAGCUAAAGAAUUUCAAGAGAAACAGAACAAGGAGAUGGAGAAACUAAAAGGAGUCGACCUAUCCCAGUGAGUACCGUAUAUACUGGUGUAUAAGUAGAGUGCAGUUUUGAUACCAACAAUUGUGAAAUAUGCUAUGCCUCGUGGAUAAGUCGAGGGUAAAACUUGGGGCUAUGAAAUUCUGUGAUUUUUAUAAUUAUAUACACAUACACACACUCAUACAAACACUCUGCAUUACACACACCCUGAAUUAUACACACACACACACACUCACACACUCUGAAUUAUACACACACUCAUACACACACCUUGAAUUACACACACACACACACUCUGCAUUAUACACACACUUAUACAAAAACACACUCUGCAUUAUAUACACACUCAUACAAACACACACACUGCAUUAUAUAUUCACACACUCGUACAAACACACACGCUGCAUUAUAUAAUGCAGUGUGUGUGUAUAUAUAAUGGAGAUUGUAUGUGUGUGUGUGUGUGUGUGUGUAUACAAUGCAGAGUGUGUGUUUGUAUGAGUAUUUGUGUGUGAACUGGGUGGGGGAGGGCAUUUUUAUUAUUUUAAAUUUUUUUUUAAAUUUUUUAUUUUAGUAUUUAUUUUAUUUACUUUUUUAAUUUUACAUUUUUUUUAUUUAAUUUUUAUUUUCGUCCCCCCUCCCUGCUUGUUAGCUGGCCAGGGAGGGGGACUCUCACUCCCUGGUGGUCCAGUGGAUGGGCUGUGUAGGAGGGGGCUGGCAGAGAGCUGUUACUUAUCUUUCCUGCAGCUCCUGUCCGCUCCCUUCUUCUCCGGUCCGGUCAGCUCCACUGUAAGUCUCGCGAGAGCCGCGGGGUCAGAGCGUUGCCACAGGUCACCGUGGCAACGCUCCGCGCGGCAGUCACACCGCGAGACUUACAGUGGAGGAGAAAGGAGCUGACCGGAGCACAGGAGAAGGGAGCUGACAGGAGCUGCAGGAAAGGUAAGUUACAGCUCACUGCCAGCCCCCAACAGGACUGCCGGGCUUGUAAUGAGCCCGGCGGUCCUGGUCUGUAUUAUGUUAGUUGCCAUAAGACAGACACUAACUCGAGUAUAAGUCGAGUGAGGGUUUUUCAGCACAAAUAAUGUGCUGAAAAACUAGACUUAUACUUGAGUAUAUAUGGUAAUUUCUAAAUCCACAUCGUAAGACCUUGAGCUGUGAUCAAGGCUCAAAAGGGGACCUACCAGGAGUUUUAAUAUUCUUUACUUAUCCAUAUGUGAUGUGUGAAAACCCAAAUUUAGAAAUCCUGUAACUGGGUACCUCCAUCUUGGAUCUGUAGCCAUCAUUCUUAUAAACUGUCCUUUGCACCCAGCAUAGAGAUAACAGCAUACAGAGGAGAAAUUAGACAGUUUCCGUUUCCCUUCUACAUUUGCCAUGUCUCGUGACUUAAAUUGUGACAUCUUUUGAUAUAAAUUUAAAAGAAAGCAGAGCAAUACAGGAAAAAUAAAAUUAACAUAAGUCAUAGGUCACUUUCCAUAUUUUGCUCAAUUGUAAUUCCAGAAACGUGACUUUCAAAGAGACUUCUCUAGACCACUUUGGCCAAGUUAACAGUAUGGAUGAAAGUCCUAGCCAUUUGUGACAUUUUUACCUGUGGAUAUUUUUACAGGUAUGCAAUCAGAGGUCAGGCUGAAGAAUGGAAUGAAGUCCUGAAGAAGACUGGGAAACAUGCGUCCAUUAUCAGUGUGAAGAGGUAGGUCUCACUGAUCCUCUUGCCUCUAUUUUUAAUCCCCACCAUGUGUCAUUUUUAGUUUGCAGAAUUAUCUUGUUUAGAUUGUUCUUGAUCAUAAAACAUUUGGUGGUGAUUCUAGUACUUUUUCUGUAUAUGGCUUAAAGGAAAUAACCUAAAUUCUCUCUUAGUGACAAGAAAAGGAAAUUGGAACAACCAGAGAAGAAUGCGGCCAAACAGCAGAAAAUGUUUAGGAAAAACAAAGACAACAAGCAGAAGCGUGGAAAAUGAGCAGCUGGACCUCUGCUUGGAUAAAGUUGUGGACUCUUCUUCUAUUAUGCAAAGUUUGAGUGAUAUUUGCUCCCCAACAUCUAGCAAGAGCAAGGUGGAGAACACGUGGGUCGUGCCUUAUUGACCAUCAGUCAUAAUGUAUAUAGGAUGCUGCGAAUGUUUGUUUCGUUGUGUAAGAAAUAAACUGAAUUAAAACCUCUCCUCCUGUCUCCUCCAAAAAAAAGAAGCUACGCUGGAUUAGAAGCACAGAUUUUCAUCCGAAUUCGGAACAAUUCUAGUUUCCAACUGCUGGAACGGUUUGCAUUUUGCCCAGAACACCAUCCUAAGAAGAUAAACUGCAAUAUUCCUCCCACUGUAUAUUUGUUAGGGAAAUACUCAAAUUAAAAUAUAUAUAUUUACACAAAGGAGGUAAUGUAUAAAGGUGUUACCCAGAGAAAUUCUAAAACAGGAGCAAUUUGCAUAAACAUUCCAUUGGUUUCCAUAGAGACAGCUCCACUUUUAGCCCUCACUUAAUGAGACAUUUUAUUUAAUGUUAUAAAUAGCUUUGUUAUUUUUGUUCACGAGUCCAAUAGGACACCAGUUUUCAUUAAACAUUCUGUGCUUGCAGAUUUACAGCGACAAACGAAAGGCAAAUUUCUCUGUUAAUGAUUUCACAGAUUUUUUUCUUUAACGGAAUAAAAACAAAUUACAGACCAGAUGUGGUGGGAUGUUUCAUUUCUCAUUUAUUUUAGUGCCUCUUUGGGUAAUCCACUUUGUUGGGAUUAUCUAUAAGGUGCAAAAAAACAAACUCCUUAUGCAACUGAGUUUGAAACAAUAGAACUAUAUAAAAUCAUUAUGGCACUCAGAGCUCCUGCCUGUCUAAGGAUCACUUUCAGACUCUUAAUCGGUAAUUGGCGGCUCUUGAUGUUGGUUAAAUCCACGUUAGAACUGUACAGGUGAUUUAGCCGUAUGAACAAGGUUUUUAAUCCUUCUCUAUCUAUAUAGAUAAUUACAUACAUCUCAUUCUUCUACCAUCGUUUGAACUACAUUUGGUCUUUCUAUCAGACCCCAAGAAGUUCUGCACAUGCUCCUAUCAGUUUGUGCAAUUAAGUUUUUCUGUAACCAGUACUUGUUGCAAUCCCCUCUACUGGCUUUAACAUUCAUUCUUUUAGCUUCACACAGAACGUAGGAUAGCAGAUAGCUCUGUGAUGCGUAUAGAUAUAUGGUACAAAUGAUUCCGGUCACUUUCACACACGACAUGAAAUAUAAACAUCCUUGAUCCGGUUGGUCAGUGUGAUUUGCAGGUCAUUUAGAGUGUCCAAACCCUGUAACUUGCUGUUGCGUCCAUUUAUGAGCUGUUUGAAGGAGUCCUGCUCCAGCAUAGUCUUCAUAUUCUGGAGAAAGUAUCCUUCGCAGAAUACGGUCAGUUCUGGGGCAUUGUGGAUCUGAAAGACAAAGCCAGACGUUCUCAG
This is a messenger RNA of Pelobates cultripes (western spadefoot toad), 21509 nucleotides long. Lineage: Eukaryota; Metazoa; Chordata; Amphibia; Anura; Pelobatidae. The record is from the annotation of a GenBank genome assembly.